Pseudocercospora fijiensis CIRAD86 is the source of this 1002-nucleotide messenger RNA. RefSeq lists its product as uncharacterized. Lineage: Eukaryota; Fungi; Ascomycota; Dothideomycetes; Mycosphaerellales; Mycosphaerellaceae. The coding region runs from base 34 to 891 and encodes 285 amino acids. The record is from RefSeq and is a predicted model, not a curated record. The transcript is spliced from 2 exons. Gene Ontology annotation, molecular function: hydrolase activity.
UGAAGAACUAAUUUAUCGAAGAAAGAAGUAAUCAUGUCUGGCAACGUUGGAAUGGGAUCGUGCUGCAUGAGCGGCCAUUUGGCUUCAGGAACACCGCAGGGCCGAGAGGAGACGAUCGGUGGACUGCCAACUUACGUCGCGGAACCCGCGAACAAGGACAAGAGCAAGACCGUCGUGUUCCUUAACGACAUCUUUGGCUACAAGUUCAACAACAUCCGGCUGCUGGCGGACGAGUAUGCAGCUAAUGGAUUCACUGCUUACAUUCCCGACGUCCUCGAAGGCGAUGCGAUCGACCAGGCAUUCCUCAAGACCAUCGAGCCGACUUUACCAGAACGCGAGGCUCGCUCGAUAACGGAGAAAGCGGCUGCAACCGCAAGCGUCGCAGCUACGCUUGGUCCGUUCUUGAUCAAGCACCGAGAGGCUGUGGCUCGUCCCAUCAUCGAAGGCUUCAUCCAGAAGGUGCGCGAGAUUCCAGGGACUCAGAAAGUGGGUGCGAUCGGGUUCUGCUGGGGAGGUCGAUACGCCAUCUUAGCUGCACAGAAGCCUUUUUCUGGGACUCCAGGCAAGGGUAUCGACGCGGCAUUCGCAGCUCAUCCGUCGCUCCUCUCCAUUCCAGCCGACUUCGACCCUGUCACAGUACCGCUUAGUCUCGCGCUGGGCGAGAAGGACUCAUUACUUGGCGAGACGGAGCAAGGGCAGAUCCUGAGACUGAUGGCUGCGAAGAAGAAGGGUGAGGGAGAGGGCGAGGCUUUGGACGGCGCUGAGUGCAUCAUCUACCCAGAUCAGAUCCACGGUUUCGCCUUGAGGGGUGAUUGGGCCGAUGAGAAGAGCAAGGCGGCGAUCGAUCAGGUUACCAAGCAGAGUGUUGGAUGGUUCAAGAAAUAUUUGUAGCUGUGCGACUUGCGGAAGCUUCGACGCCAGCAAUGUGAGCUGUGUAAGGCAGAUACGCUACGCUUUCUCCAUGUUUAUGAUAGACGGGAAAUGGAAAGAUGUUGAGGAUUA